GGUCCUUGAAUCGUUUGUGUCCCAUUGAAGUCCAUUAUAUGGAGAAAAAUCCUGGAAUGUUUUCAUCAAAAACCUUAAUUUCUUUUCGACUGAAGAAAGAAAGACAUGGACAUCUUGGAUGACAUGGGGGAGUGUUUGCUGGUUCAGAUGCAGUGAAGUCAGUGUCAGUGAUGGAGGGAGAUUCAGUCUCUCUAAACUCUGAUCUCACUGAAAUGAUGGAGGAAGAUCUGAUUCUGUGGAGGUUUGGAGAUGAAAACACUUUAAUAGUUAAAAUCAAUGUAAUGGACAACAGCAUGACUGUAUAUGAUGAUGUUACUGAUGGGAGAUUCAGAGACAGACUGAAGCUGGAUCAUCAAACUGGAUCUCUGAUCAUCACACACACCACAACUGAACAUACUGGAAGGAAUGAAGAUCACACCGGACACUUACUGACUGACGUCAAUAAACACUUUCUAAACUAUUCACGUUUCUCUUUCUCAGCUCGUCUGCCUGUUCCUGUCAUCAUCAGUGACUCUUCACACUGUUCAUCAUCAUCAUCAUCAUCAUCAUCAUCAUCAUGUUCAUUGGUGUGUUCAUCAGUGUUGAAUGUGAGUGAUGUGACUCUCUCCUGGUACGCAGGAAUGAGUGUAUUGUCCAGCAUCAGUGUGUGUGAUCUCAGCAUCAGUCUCUCUCUACCUCUGGAGGUGGAAUAUCAGGAUAAAAACACCUACAGCUGUGUGCUGAACAAUCCCAUCAGCAACCAGACCACACAUCUGGACAUCAACACACUCUGCCACACAUGUGCAGAAGUCCACUGCUGUGGAUCUACAGAAGCUGUGAUCCGAUUGGUCGUCUCUGCUGUGGUGGGCGUGGCUACUGUCAUUCUUCUGGUUUAUGACAUCAGAUCCACAAGAGGAGGAGACUAAUGGAAGAUCAGUUGAGGAAUCAACAGCAG
This is a messenger RNA of Rhinichthys klamathensis goyatoka, 934 nucleotides long. RefSeq lists its product as uncharacterized. Bases 171 to 905 code for a protein of 244 amino acids. Lineage: Eukaryota; Metazoa; Chordata; Actinopteri; Cypriniformes; Leuciscidae. The record is from RefSeq and is a predicted model, not a curated record. The transcript is spliced from 4 exons.